Molecule: messenger RNA, 1056 nt
Organism: Trematosphaeria pertusa
Lineage: Eukaryota; Fungi; Ascomycota; Dothideomycetes; Pleosporales; Trematosphaeriaceae
Exons: 4
Coding region: 1-1056 (351 amino acids)
Biological process (GO): proteolysis
Molecular function (GO): zinc ion binding; metalloendopeptidase activity
Source: RefSeq, a predicted model, not a curated record
AUGGAGCUCUUCAAUCUCUUAUUCGCGUUACUUAGCUCGAUCCCAUCGAUCCUCGCACUCUCGUUUCCUUCCAACGCCGCCGACUCUCCUUCCUUCAAUACCCACGAUCCUGUCUCGAUCCUUGAUGCAUAUGGGCCUAGUCCGGGAUACGCAGACUGGCUUCAGUCAGGUAUCCGGGAACCCGGGCCACUCGACCACAAGAAGCGCCGGGUCGUCAGGUACUGCUUCGCCGACCAGGAGACUAGAGACAAAUUGAAGUGCGCCUUCGAGAACGCAAUCACGCUCUGGAGCGAUGCGCUUGGUGGUCCGAGCAAUCCAAAGACCGGACACUCUUUGUUCUUCAAGGAAGUUAAGGGACCGGACGGGCAACAUGCGUUCUGCUUCAAGGGCAACUACGACGCGAAAAAGAAAGAGGGCGCUUGGAAUAACGGCGUCGUUGCGCCUGAUACCCUGGUCGUCGCAAUCGUGCCCGAUCAACCGCCUCGGUCGACAACAGGCUACAUUCCUAGUGAAGAGAGCGAUAAGCCCUGGCGACAUUUCAUGGAACUUCCUCCGGACGUUCAGCGUUCCGAUCGAAACCAUAUCAUCGCACACGAAAUCGGACAUGUGUUAGGGAUGGUCCAUGAGCACUCCAGAAACGACCGAGAUGACUUCGUGGAAUAUCAUUGCUCAAUGGUCAAGGGCUUCCGACCGGCUAUGUUGAAGGCGAUCGCAAACAAUAUCCCACCGGAGGAGGCAAAGCGGAAACUGUGCGAGGACUUCAAAUUCGCCGCAGAAUACGGAUUCGCUGGGAGGGAUUUCAUCAAGGGCGGGAACCGACCUGGCUUGCUAAUCGACGGCGAUUCCGGCUUCGACUUCGAGUCCAUCAUGUUGUACCCCUCCUUCGCCUUCUCCGUCGACGAGCACAAGUGCAUGGAGGACCGGAGAUUGUGUCCUUUGGUAAAGAUCAAAAAGAAGGACGGACAGAAGGUGGGGACGGAAUUUAUUGGGGAGAACACGGUCCCGUCGAGAGAGGACUGCGACUUCGUCAGGAAGUAUUAUCCUUUCGGUGGUUGA